This is a messenger RNA of Epithele typhae, 786 nucleotides long. RefSeq lists its product as uncharacterized. Bases 1 to 786 code for a protein of 261 amino acids. Lineage: Eukaryota; Fungi; Basidiomycota; Agaricomycetes; Polyporales; Epitheliaceae. The transcript has 7 exons. The record is from RefSeq and is a predicted model, not a curated record.
AUGCGCGACGUGGAUUUCGUCUUGGAGGCGUGCAAGAGAGUGCGUAGCACACCACCCUGGUCGUCUUGCCAGAAGGAGCACCGAAUGCAAGCUAGGUGGUUGAAGAAGCCCGUGCCCGCGUUCAAGGCGAGUGCCGUCGUCGACGGCUUCUCCAAGAGGUCGUCCUCUCCGACUACCUUGGCCAGUGCCGCUCAUGCUAGCCCCGCCACGUCCACAGCGGCCUCGACCAACUCGCAGCACUCGCGCUUUGCCUGGGCGACAUCCCCACGCACGCAGGGCAGUCUAGGCCCGGACCUCAAGCUCCCGUUCAUCGCGGACCGCAACAUAUCCAUCUCGCGCGUGGUGCGCGGCGCGGCUCGGCGUCCUCAUCGAGGCUGGGGGCAUUGCCCUCCAGCGGCGUCCACGGGGCGCGGGUUCUUCAUCGUCGACCCCAAGGGCAUUCCCAGGCCACUCACGAUCAACGACCUCCCCUCUGCAACUAGAUUGCUCUUCAGCCAGAGCGGCGUGAUUAGCGAGAGCAAGGACGUUACAGGGCGUCGCAGAUGUCUCCUCGCCAGGUAUAUACGCACGGGCUCGCUUGGGAAGACUGCAUACACAGUGGGUAAGGGCCCCAGAGUGUGGACGACGCUGAGCGGGGCUUGGACGACGGGGGCGCGGGGCACGGGGCGCAGCGUGCGAGGCGCAAGAGGGGAGUGGACGACGGGGCGCAAGGCGACGGGGGGCGAGCGCGGGUGGAACGGGCCGAUGGCCGUGGGGAGCUUCCCGUGUACAGUACCAAACACAUAA